Diorhabda carinulata is the source of this 501-nucleotide messenger RNA. Its product is annotated as nucleolin-like. The record is from RefSeq and is a predicted model, not a curated record. NCBI's taxonomy places the organism in Eukaryota, Metazoa, Arthropoda, Insecta, Coleoptera, Chrysomelidae. The coding region runs from base 1 to 501 and encodes 166 amino acids. The transcript is spliced from 4 exons.
AUGUACCAAAAGCAGACUGCUCAUUCACCAAAAUCCUUUCUCCUGAAGUGCAAGGAUACACAAUUGAGUUCGAAAGAAGACAAAGACGACUCUGAUGCCGACGAAGAAGAUGAUUCCUCCACACCAAUGAGUCUGGUACGACCCAAAUUUUUCACCUUCUUCUUAUGGAACUUGAUGUACCAAAAGCAGACUGCUCAUUCACCAAAAUCCUUUCUCCUGAAGUGCAAGGAUACACAAUUGAGUUCGAAAGAAGACAAAGACGACUCUGAUGCCGACGAAGAAGAUGAUUCCUCCACACCAAUGAGUCUGUGCAAGGAUACACAAUUGAGUUCGAAAGAAGACAAAGACGACUCUGAUGCCGACGAAGAAGAUGAUUCCUCCACACCAAUGAGUCUGUGCAAGGAUACACAAUUGAGUUCGAAAGAAGACAAAGACGACUCUGAUGCCGACGAAGAAGAUGAUUCCUCCACACCAAUGAGUCUGGUACGACCCAAAGUAUAA